Molecule: messenger RNA, 1212 nt
Organism: Dichomitus squalens LYAD-421 SS1
Lineage: Eukaryota; Fungi; Basidiomycota; Agaricomycetes; Polyporales; Polyporaceae
Product: cytochrome P450
Exons: 8
Molecular function (GO): iron ion binding; monooxygenase activity; oxidoreductase activity, acting on paired donors, with incorporation or reduction of molecular oxygen
Source: RefSeq, a predicted model, not a curated record
UGGAGACAGACGAGACGUCUCUUCCAUGAGUACAUGCACCCAAACGCCGUUCUCCGGUACCGUCCAAUUCAAGAAUGGGAGGCCUGUAAGUACCUCCUUCGGGUUGUAGAAGAUCCCAAGAAUUUCCUUCACCACGGCCGACACUUCCUCGGUGCCACAAUCAUCCGAGUGAGCUAUGGCAUUGAUGUCGACAAGCACAAGGAUACAGACUACCUAGGUAUCGCCGAAGCAGCCCUGGCCAUCUUCUCCCAGGCCUUCCUUCCCGGCAAGUAUCUGGUCGAGUCAUUUCCAAUCCUACGUUAUCUUCCGUCCUUCAUGCCUGGAGCGGGUUUCAAGCGGGAAGCUGCGAAAUGGUACCCGGUUGUCCGUAAGAUGCGAGACCUACCAUGGGAGGCUGCUAUGACUGCUUUGCGUGAGGGUAACGCUAUACCUUCAAUGGCCAGCGGCCUCCUUGAACGCAUGUCUCACCUUGACGAGAAAGCAGCGGCUGAACAGGAGGAGUAUUCGAAGAAUGCCAUCGCAUCUGCUUACGCCGGUGGUGCCGACACGACAAUCUCCACACUCCAGACUUUCUACAUAGCCAUGGCCUCCUUCCCAGAGGUACAGAAACGGGCUCAAGCAGAACUCGAUGCUGUCGUCGGACCACAUCGCCUUCCCACAUUCGCAGACAAAGAUGAUCUUCCUUAUAUAGCAGCAAUCAUGAAGGAAUGCUUGCGCUGGCGACCCGUUGUUCCACUUGGCGUCGUUCACUCGUCGUUAGAGGAAGACGAGUACAAUGGCUACCGUAUUCCAGCGCGGUCCGCAGUAGUCAGCAACCCAUGGUAUACUCCUCCGGCAUAUGUCAGAGACCCGAAUCUAUAUGAAGACCCGGAGGCAUUUCGACCGGAACGCUUCCUCAAGGAUGGUAAACUAGACCAUAACGCUCAGGAUCCAGCUGCCAUAGUUUUCGGCUAUGGACGAAGGAUUUGUCCGGGUCGCCACUUCGCAGAAGGAUCCAUCUAUGCGGUCGUGUCGGGGAUCCUACACACCAUGUCAAUUGAAGCACCCCUCGACGAGCACACUCAGCCUAUUCGCCUCGCCGACCACGUCAAGAUGACCCACGGUGUCCUCUCAUACCCGGAGCCUUUCGAUUGCAUCAUUAAGCCUCGUUCUCCGGAAGCUGAGAUGCUGAUCCGAACAAGUUUGAGCGAAGACGACGUGACAACCCUCUAA